AUGUUGAUCCUACUAUUAGUAGCGGUUGCUCAGCAUAUCGUUAAUGGCCAGUACUACGUAUCAUCGUACCCUGCGCCACCCCCGGCUGGUCCCUACGUGUCACAACCUCCACAAUGCGGUUGCUGCUCUCCUCCUCUGAACAUCCCCGCCCCUCCAGCGUGUCCUGUCUACGUCACACUUCCAGCCCCACCACCAAUGACGGUCCAACCUCCCCCGUUGCCACCAAUGAUGAUAGAAUUGCCUUGUCCUCCUCCAAUUACUGUUACGCCACCACCAGCGCCUCCAGUAAUGGUUAACCCUCCACCAUUGCCACCAAUGACCAUCACUCCUCCUGCCAUUCCACCAAUUUGCGUGACACCUCCUCCUCCGCCUCCCAUGUGUGUGACGCCUCCUUGUCCUCCCACGAUGUAUGUAAACCCACCUAUGCCACCAGCGAUAUUCUUGGAUCUUCCCCUACCACCUCCGAUCGUGAUUGAGCUGCCUCCUCCACCACCGAUUGUUGUACAACCACCACCUCUGGGCCAGAUUAUGAUCCAGCCACCUGCAAUGCCACCAAUGCCUGUGCAGCCACCACCACUACCGCCAAUGAUGGUUCAGCCACCCUCACCACCUCCGAUGGUGAUUGAGCUACCUCCGCCAACGCCUAUAACCGUACAACCACCAUGCCCACCCCCGAUGUGUGUGCAGAGUCCUCCUCCUGCUCCUAUCAACGUGCAGCCUCCUCCGUUACCUCCAGUAAUGGUGCAGCCUCCCCUACCUCCUCCGAUGUGCAUCCAGCCACCUGCCCUAGAGCCGUUCUGUGUGCAGCCCCCUCCUCCCACUCCUAUCUGCUUCCAGUCAUCCCAGCCGUCAUGCGGUUGUGGUUGCUCUCCCUCGCCCAUCUACUUGUGA
Spodoptera littoralis (African cotton leafworm) is the source of this 891-nucleotide messenger RNA. Lineage: Eukaryota; Metazoa; Arthropoda; Insecta; Lepidoptera; Noctuidae. The record is from the annotation of a GenBank genome assembly.